This is a messenger RNA of Sciurus carolinensis (gray squirrel), 2704 nucleotides long. RefSeq lists its product as uncharacterized. The transcript has 2 exons. NCBI's taxonomy places the organism in Eukaryota, Metazoa, Chordata, Mammalia, Rodentia, Sciuridae. The coding region runs from base 1069 to 2007 and encodes 312 amino acids. The record is from RefSeq and is a predicted model, not a curated record.
GGCAGGGGCCUGGAGGGCGAGACCCCAGGGGUAGGACGCCCGGCUUGCGGCAGGCUGUCCCUGCUCUCCUGUUCAGCAGCAGGCGUGGCUCCGAGAGGGUUUUCUGGGACGGCUCUGGGACUCUGGCAGGCCAGGCCAGAACGAGGAGGAAGGGGUCCCCAGAGUGAGCGCCGAGCUGGCAGGGCAUGAGGGACUUGUGGGCCAGGGUGGGUACAGUUUGAGAUUGGCUGUGCUUGACGGGGUAGCGCCAGGCGCCCCUGAGGCUCCCCGUGAAUCUGGCAGGGGUGAGGCACGCCUGUGUCUGGGGUCAUUUCUGGGCUCAGCUUCCUGGGCCAGGAGGGGGUGUGUCUACUGAUCUGCAUGUCCCCUCUGCAGCCUGGGAGACCCAGGCCAGGGCCGGCCUGCUGCCGCCCCACCCAGGGCUCCCUGAAAAGCUGCAGAGACCGUGACCCUAGCAGGUAGCCCCAGACCCCCGCGCUUUUGGGUGUGGCUCCCGAGGGGAGGACGGGGCUCAGGUCAGGGAUGAGCUGGGAGGAACACACGGUGGGCGGGCACUUGGGAAGUCAGGGGAGCAGCAGGGCAGGGCGGCUGGGACCAGGCUGCCUGCCAUCGUGGGUUCAGCAGGGAGCACCCCGGACACAUGGGUGUGGGUGCCUAUGGAGAGGGUCUCUUGUCCCCACUCACCCCUCACCCGUGGGGCCGGGCAGCGAGUGAAGUCUGGAGGGACCCCUGGGCCCAUCUCUCUCCAGCCUUGAGAAGCGAGGGAGCCCAGUGUCUGGUGGGUGUCCUGCGAGGGCAUGGCUGGAGGUCGUGUCCAGGGGCAGGGGAGCUGGCGUGGGCUCUGGGUUAUGGAGUUCCAUACCCCACACGCCGUGGUGACAGUCUGCCCUCGUCACAACAGUGACCCCACAAACACACUGUUGACGACCAGAGCCCACACUGCACCCAGGUUCUCCUGCCCCCCUUAGUGCCCUUCACCUGCCCGGGGCCCCCGGGACCCUGGUGACCCUCGUCAGCACAGCCCUCGGGGCUCCAGGGCAUGCCCCUCACUGGGCUCCCUGCGCUCUGAUGCCUCCACCGGGCCGAGAGCUCUGCCCUGUGUCCUGCAGACCCUCGUCGGGCUGGGCACGACCACCCCUCCCCAGCCCUGAAGCAGGCUGCAUGAUGGCAGCUCGCAGCCCCACCAGCAAGCCUGAGGCAGGCCACACUCGGGGACGUGGCUGGGAGCACCUCCUCUGGACCACACCCCACCUAGCACCGACCCCUAGUGGGGCGGGUCCUGCCUCCAUCCCCACCCUAGGCCCACCACAGUUCCAGAGUGGGGGCCAGGGCAAGCGUCAUGGCCUCGUCUCCUCCACCUGGACUCAGGCCAACAUGCCCAGGGAUGGGACCAUCCCAAAGAUCUGGGACAAGCAGAGGGUUCCCUGGGUCAGGGCAGGCUGGACCUGCCGCCGCCAGGUGGCCCCGCAGGAGCAGCCAGUUCCCGAGACGGGGUCUUUGUGGCUUGCUGAGUUUCUGGGUACCCAGCCAGGUGCCCGUGGAGCAGUGGACAUGUCCCUCUCCACGCUCAUCACUGUCCUUGGGCUCUGGGGCUUCUCACGCCUUCCAGCGCCCCAACCCCAGCUCCUAAGGGCAGGCAGCACUGAGGUCCUGCAAACGCUACCUACCUCCUUGCCAGCUCUGGGUUCUCCUCCAGGGACUUUCCUGCCAGUGUUGGGGGGAUCUGUGCCAAGGGUCUUGGAUCUCCCCUCAGCCCCACCUCCUGCCCAGAGGGUUCAGCUGGGCCUGGAGGAGGAGCGGGGUGUGCAGAGCCCCUGGCCAUCAGCUUGGCCAAGGCUGUGGUCAUCAGGACUUGCUCCUCACUGUGGGAGGCAGCCUUGUGGCCCAGAGCAAGCAGCUGCCUCCUGCUUCACAGGCACGACCAGGGACCCUGGGGCAGCUUGUCCAGCUGUCCUCAGGAGGCCACUGGGUAGAACCUGGCCUGAGCUCCACCACAGAGAUGAGUAGGCCUGACCUGUGGCAACUGGGGGCCAACGGGCACGCCUCGAGGAAGCCACCGUCGCCUGCGUCCCGCCCCACGUCCACCUUCAGGAGUGGGGAUCUGACCGUCAGGCACGUCGCAGUGGGACCAGCAGGCGUGGCCCUCGGCAGGCCCCAGUGCUGGGGGUGCUGGCACCAAGGUCUCUCCAUCCUCCCAACUUCUGCCCAUGGACGGGUGCCAGGAGUGCGGCCCCAGAGCACAGGCUUCUUCACAAAGGCCCCAGACCUUCCCUGCACCCGAGGGGCCUGCCCUCCCGCGGCCUGCCGUCGGGGCUGGGGCCAGGGCCUGUUAGGGGUACCCAGUGGCUCUGGGGCUCCCUGGCAGCCCCCUGGCGCCCGGCACUGCUGAAGAAGUGCUUCUGGCUCAGGGCAAGGCGGCCGUCGCGGCGCCUCUGGGCCUGAAGGGGCUCGGAAGCCGGCAGACGCACACCUCCUGGGUCCAGGCUCUCGGGGCCUUGUCUGCAGAACAGGGAGGGGCAAUGUGGGCACCCCUGCCCCGGGGGUCCCUGUGCCUGGGCACCGGGGGUGGCAGGUGGUGGUGCGGAUGAAGAGGGCGCUGAUCGCGACCAGGCUGCAGUGAGAGACUGCGGCGGCCCCCACCAUUGCUGCCCUCCUCGUGAAAGAGGUCGGAAACGGUAGUGUCACUUCAGUGCGGCAGACCCAG